Messenger RNA from Syzygium oleosum, 3206 nucleotides. Its product is annotated as pentatricopeptide repeat-containing protein At1g73710. The coding region runs from base 167 to 3076 and encodes 969 amino acids. The record is from RefSeq and is a predicted model, not a curated record. Gene Ontology annotation, molecular function: protein binding. The transcript has a single exon. Lineage: Eukaryota; Viridiplantae; Streptophyta; Magnoliopsida; Myrtales; Myrtaceae.
GGUUGACGACUUGAAAUGCGUCGAACCGUCUGAUGACGACCCUGAUGUCUCCUCCACCGUUCGAUGUACUUACCAGCUCCCCAACUCUCUCUGUCCACGCCCGAUAUUUGAUCGUCGUCACUAAGACGCAGCUGGUCCUCCUUGCAUCGCCGUCGCAGAGAGCAGAAUGUUGCUCCCCACCUGCAGCUCCAGCGAGAUGCGCGGCGGCGGCGGCGGCAGCCUCCAUCUUCACGCCCUCUCGCACCGUGACCCGUCCCACCCUCGUCCGCACACCUCGAGGGGCGGGGUUUCUCUAGGGUUUAAGCUCCAACGCCGCCCUAAAGCCCUGGCCUUGCCCUCCAGCGUCUCUUCAUCAAACGGCAAGAAGCAGAGGAGGACGGCUUACGGAGGCGUUCUGCCUUCGGUCUUGCGGUCCUUGGAGUCGGCGGACGACGUGGAAAAGACCCUUUCUUCCGUUUGCUCGGAUUUGAGCCCUAGAGAGCAGACCGUGAUCCUCAAGGAGCAGCGCAGCUGCGAGAGGGUCGUUCGGGUCUGGGAGUUUUUCAAGUCCCGGGAGGAUUACGCGCCCAAUGUGAUUCACUACAAUAUCGUGCUGAGGGCGUUGGGCAGGGCCCAGAAAUGGGACGACCUGAGGAGGUGCUGGAUCGAGAUGGCGCAAAAGGGUGUCUUUCCCACUCAUAACACGUACGGGAUGCUCGUCGACGUGUAUGGGAAAGCGGGUAUGGUGAAAGAAGCGCUCUUGUGGAUCAAGCAUAUGAAGUUGAGGGGUAUGUUUCCGGACGAGGUCACCAUGAACACUGUCGUCAGGGUUUUGAAGGACGCUGCAGAGUUUGAUAGGGCGGAGAGGUUCUACAAGGGUUGGUGCGAUGGGCGGGUCGAGCUGGACGAUCUCGAAUUGGAUUCGAUGGUUGAGUCUGAAGAUGGGUUUGGCUUAGCACCUGUUAGUUAUAAGCAUUUUCUGUCGACCGAGCUCUUUAAGAUAGGUGGGAGAAUGAAAAUUAUGGGCUCCAAUGAUUCAGAGAAUUCUGCUAGGAAGCCACGACUUACGUCGACGUAUAAUACUCUUAUCGAUUUGUAUGGGAAGGCAGGGCGCCUGAAGGAUGCUGCCGCCGUGUUUAGAGAAAUGUUGAGUUCUGGGGUUCCCAUGGAUAUCAUUACCUUCAAUACCAUGAUUUUUACUUGCGGAAGUCAUGGCCACUUGUCUGAAGCCGAAGCUCUGCUGAACGAAAUGGACGGAAGGCGAAUAUCUCCUGAUACAAAGACUUAUAAUAUCCUUCUAUCUUUAUAUGCCGAGGCAGGGAACAUUGAUGCGGCCCUCGAUUGUUAUAGAAAGAUCAGGGAAGUUGGUCUUUUCCCUGAUGCUGUGACACGCCGAGCUGUUAUCCAUAUAUUAUGCAAGAGGAAUAUGGUCCAAGAGGUGGUGAGUGUCAUUGAACAAAUUCGAAAGUCUGGCAGCAAUAUUGAUGAGCAUUCUCUUCCUGAUAUAGUUAAGAUGUAUGUGAACAAAGGGUUGCUUGAUAGCGCUAAAGUUCUUUUUGAGAAUUUUCAGGAUGAUCGGGAGCUACUCCCGAAAACACGAGCAGCAAUUAUGGAUGCUUACGCUGAAAAGGGUUUUUGGGCUGAAGCUGAAUGCGUCUUUUUUAUGAAAAGCAUUGGGCAGAAGAAGGAUGUCUUGGAAUACAACGUCAUGAUCAAAGCUUAUGGUAAGGCAAAGCUUUAUGAUAAAGCCUUUUCCCUUUUCAAGAGCAUGAAAAAUCAGGGCACAUGGCCUGAUGAGUGCACUUAUAAUUCUCUUGUUCAGAUGUUUGCUGGGGGUGAUUUGGUAGAAGAAGCUAAAAGUCUCUUACUUGAAACGCAAAGACUUGGCUUUAAACCCCAAACUAUGACUUAUUCUGCUGUGAUUGCCUGCUAUGCUCGCCUGGGCCAGCUUUCUGAUGCAGCUGACACGUACGAUGAAAUGGAAAAGGCAGGGGUUAAACCAAAUGAAGUUGUGUAUGGUUCUCUAAUAAAUGGAUUUGCUGAAGCUGGAAGAGUUGAAGAAGCUCUUCGAUAUUUCCAUUGGAUGGAACAAUGUGGAAUUCCAGCAAAUAAGAUAGUUUUGACUUCUCUCAUCAAGGCUUACAGUAAAGUAGGAUGCUUGGAAGGAGCAAAAUCUGUGUACGAAAGGAUGAAAAAUAUGCAGGGCGGUUUGGACGUCAUUGCAUCAAACAGUAUGAUCAGUCUUUAUGCAGAUCUGGGCAUGAUAUCUGAAGCAAAACUCAUUUUCAAUGGCAUGAGAGAAGAAAAUAUGGCGGAUGGGGUUUCUUUUGCAAGCAUGAUGUAUCUGUAUAAGAACAUGGGUAUGCUUGAUGAAGCCAUUGCGGUUGCCGAGGAGAUGAAACAAGCAGGUUUAUUGAGAGAUUGUCCUUCAUAUAAUAAGGUAAUGGCAUGCUAUGCCACUAAUGGCCAACUGUAUCAGUGUGGUGAGUUGUUGCAUGAGAUGGUGGUGACUCGAAAGCUUUUACCCGAUAGUGGGACCUUCAGAGUAAUAUUUACGGUGUUGAAGAAGGGAGGUAUGGCUAUCGAAGCUGUUAACCAGCUGGAAUUAUCCUACCAUGAAGGUAAACCUUAUGCGAGACAAGCCAUAAUUUCCUCUGUUUUCUCUGUCGUGGGCUUGCAUGCUCUAGCAUUCGAGUCCUGUGAAGUAUUCUCCAAAGCAAAGCUUACUCUCGAUUCUUUUGUAUAUAAUGUAUGUAUAUACGUCUAUGGUGCAUUAGGGGACGUUGAUCGGGCUCUGAACAUAUAUAUGAAAAUGCAAGACGAUGGUGUGAAGCCUGAUCACGUUACUUACAUUUUUCUGGUUGGUUGUUAUGGCAAAUCGGGUAUGAUCGAAGGGGUGAGACGGGUUCAUAGUCAACUAAAAUAUAGAGAAAUUGAGCCGAAUGAGUCCUUGUUUGAGGCAGUGGCAGAGGCGUACAGAAAUGCAAAAAGGCCUGAUCUCGCUGAGUUGGUUAAUAAGGAGAUGAGAUUCGCCUUUGAGCCGCAACAGAACUCUGAUUCUGAAUUUGAAAAUGAGGGAUGUAGCUCUAGUCCUUAGUGUCAGUUGUAUAGCCUGAGCUUUCAAAUAGGAAAUUCCUGUAUCCUGAAGCACCUUGUGCAUCAUUCUUUCCUGAAAUUUUUCCCGCAUAAAUUUGUUUAUACUAUUUGAGAUGCCAUGUUUGUUACUA